AUGAAUUUUUUCGAUGAUAACUCAGAUGUGGAGCACGAUCAGUUCGAUGGCAUCGUUGCGCAUCCAACGAUAAUGCAAGCCCGCGAUACGGAAACGGACUUUGGAGGACUUCUCGCCGCGCCAAUAAAGCUCCACGAAGACCUCGCGAAGGGCUGUGGCGGACAGAUAUGGCCUGCUGGGGAACUUCUGACGAAAUAUGUCUUGAAGAUGUAUAUGGGUACCCACGGAUUGCGGAACAAGCGAAUCCUCGAACUAGGUGCUGGAGGCGGGUUGACUUCACUGGCGGUAGCCGCAGGAUGUGAUCUCGAAGGAAGCGAGCUGUUCGUCACCGAUAUGGACGCGAUGAUUGACCUGAUACACAAGAACAUCGCGCUGAAUGGCUUGCAGAAGGUGCCCGAGCUCAAGGUGGAGCUACUCGAUUGGAAGGAUCCCAUCCCCGAAGUAAUAGCUACUAAACCGAUAGACAUCGUCUUCGCCGCGGAUUGCGUCUAUUAUGAGCCGGCCUUCCCACUACUAGAGAAGACGAUAAAAGCUCUAGUUUCCGACAAUACGGUCGUCUACUUCUGCUUCAAGCAACGAAGAAGGGCCGACAUGCAAUUUGUGAAGACGCUCAAAAAACGCUUUAGCAUGCACGAAAUCACUGAGCUCCGACAGGAGCCUGAAUAUGCGGCAUUUUCUCGGGAGAAUCUGCAUCUGUAG
Messenger RNA from Tricharina praecox, 699 nucleotides. RefSeq names its product putative methyltransferase-domain-containing protein. The record is from RefSeq and is a predicted model, not a curated record. Bases 1 to 699 code for a protein of 232 amino acids. Lineage: Eukaryota; Fungi; Ascomycota; Pezizomycetes; Pezizales; Pyronemataceae. The transcript has 5 exons.